Molecule: messenger RNA, 333 nt
Organism: Helobdella robusta
Lineage: Eukaryota; Metazoa; Annelida; Clitellata; Rhynchobdellida; Glossiphoniidae
Exons: 2
Coding region: 1-333 (110 amino acids)
Source: RefSeq, a predicted model, not a curated record
AUGGAUAAUAAUCUAAUUACCUGUUGUUGUGGUAAACAGUGCAAAAGUAGAAAGAACCUGAGAAUGCACCAACCGAGCGACUCCAUCGACGUCAUCAUCAACAAAUAUCGCCACGGCAAAGAUACCACAACCAUCAUCUUCGCCUCACCAACGGGCAUCUCCAUCAUCGACCUCGUCAACAGAUACGUCAUGAAAGAAACUCCACUUCCGAGGAUAAAGUUAUCAAAAACAUCAAUUCAAUGGUCUGAGGCCAAUGCAUACUUCCAUUCUCAAAGAUCAGCUCUACAAAACAUCGCCGACAUUGAUAACUUCACCACCAGUUUUCAGUCAUGA